AUGACAAGUGAAAAUCAGCAUAUGGAUAAAACAAAGUUUUCAUCAACAAAUGUCGAUUCGCCUGGUCAAAUGCGUGGUUGGUUCAAAUUAAUUGAAACGAUUCGACAGACAGAUCCACCAUCAAACAGUAGUACAACACCAACAAUGAUUACUACAAGUACAAAUGGACAUGGUUCAUCACAUUCAUUAGAUACUAUGCAAUUUGUCGAUGAUCUCCCGCCAGAAUCGCCACCAACCGAAGCGCUAGAGGAUAUUCCUAUGAACACCACGCAGAAAUCGUCUGGUUCAAAACGUUCAUCCAGUCGUCAUAAGAGAAUUACUAUACGGAAAUCAGUGCGUUCUAAAGAAUUUUCCUUAGCCAAUAACGCAUCAACUGAAGAUAUUCUCUCUCCACGGAAACGUCAAUCAAUCGAUUCAUCGUUGAAUAUUUCCAUCAUUCCAAUUGCGACGGAUCUGCAGUCUCUACCUGGACAUGCUGAAGAUGAACUACGCGACCAACGCUACCGUGAUUACGCCGAUGUUAACACAUUAUCCGUACAUCUAAAUUCAUGUUUACAUAUCGACAGGAAGUUCGCUUCAUCAAAUAAGCAACAAUUUUUCAAAACACGUCAUAAUAUUUUGAAUAAAAUCUUUAAAAUGAAUUAUUUCAAAAUAUCGCCGGAUACGUUUGAUAUGAAAAAGGAAGAACUAGACAAGACUGAUAUUCCAUCAGUGUCAUCAUCAUUCAAAUUGGAUUGGUCAGUCAAUCGGCGAAGUUCCUCGUCACACCGACACGAACCAAGAAAUCUCUUUCAUAUCCUUCAAUCAAAUCCUAAAAAACAUAUUCUGAAAAGACCAAAGCAUGAAUACAAAAAAGAAUUAUCUACCGAAGAACAAAUCCAGCUUCAUUAUGAACAUAUCCAAAAGCUUCUAGUGCGUACAUAUUAUCCACAUUUUCAUAUUGCUGUAGAACGUGGCCAUACCUUUGGUUCGAAAUCAAAACUCUUCGCAAAGCAAAGUCAUUUACCAAUCGUUAUCGAUCCCCCAUCACCGGCAGAUGUUGAUGAUUCCAUGACGAUCAAGUUAAACUCACCGAUCUCCACAUUUGAACACGAUUCGAGAAAACGGCGACAACGAUCGAAAGAGAAACAUAACAAGGAACGACCUCGGCCAAUAGCGUCAACUGACCGUCGUGUAAGCGAAGAAAUUCCAGCCGUUGUUAUUUUACAAUCUCCACCGCCAUCAAGAGAAGUAAAUAACAAUACAAUUGACAGUCGAAAACGAAAAAUAUCAGUGACAGUUCAUCCAGUUGUUCCCGAAAGAAAAAGGAAGAAGUUAAUAAUAUUACCAUUAUCACCAGAACUUAUCAGCAAUGAGUCGCAAGAUCUUUCAUGUUCAGAUAGUGACAAUGAUAUUCUGCCAGAUGAGCUACCCAAACAGAAUAUUAUUAAGAAUGGUCUUCGUUCGAACUUCUACAAGACCGCGAAUGAACUUGAUUCCAAAUCAGCGAAUACCAAAAAUCGCUCCACACGUCGACAACCAAUCUCUUCAGGCUCAUUGCCACCAUUUUAUACCGCUAUAUUCCAAUCUGAUGAGAACAAGCUCUCCUACAUAGAUUACAAACUUCCCUACGAUAUAUAUUGGCAUAGUCAAAAACGAACCAAUGUCACUAUUACUUCACCUUUGAAAGCUGUCGCUCAACCAAAGAAGAAAUCUAGUGAAUCUAAACAAAAGCAAGAAUUACCAAAUAAACGCCCUAUUCCUCCACCAAUUCAGCACGAUUUUCCAUCUCCAACUAGAAAGCAUCUUCACAAAGUUUCAGUGAAAAUAGAAGAAUUAACUGAAGAAGAAAAACGAAUUGUUUCCCAAUCAUCGAUAUUUCUCAAACGGAACUUUCGACGAAUCAAAGAAAAAAAAGAGUGCACAGAUAAAAACAACAAUCAACAUAAACAACAAGCUGAUGAAUUAUCCGUGCCACUUCUCUUCCCGCAAAAUUAUUAUCAUCCAUACUCGCCACAACAACUAUCUCAUUCCAAAUCUAUUUCGCAUAGAGAUUUCUUAUAUUUGUUCGCUAAUCAUAUUCGUCGAUCUCAUUUCGGUAAAACUGGUCAAUACUACCUCGAAUUAGUUAAUCAAACUUGCUAUUAUGCUCAAUUAGCACAACUGACACUCGUGCUCAAGGACAUGUUCGAACUCUUACUGAAUUACAAAUGCCAUAAUAGUGAUGUUUAUCCAUCGAAUGCUCUAAAAAAAUGCCCAUUAAAGCGAUUAUUUCCCAUGUAUUAUGAGAUUAUUUCCAAACCAAUAGAUUUAUCAAUCAUACAUAGUAAAUUAGACAAUGGAGAGUAUCUGACGUAUGCAUCCUUCGAACAGGAUUUCUUCUUGCUAUUCUCCAAUGCCAUCACUUACUGCGGCGAGGAUUCCGAUGUCGGACGAGCUGUGAAAGAACUACAAAAGUAUUUUACCGAUAUUUUAAAAGUUCAUUAUGGACUCACGUUUGACUUAUUCAAUGAAUUAAAUGAUACCAAUCAAAACGAGAAAAAUCUCGCGAUUUUUCAAGAUUUUGUCACACAUUUUCAUGAAAAAGAAGUGAUUGAUGGGCAAGUCAGAGAAGCUAUCUACGAUAUCGUAUUCAACAUAGAUCGUACUUCACCUAUCGUAUAUAAAACAGUCAAUCCUAAUUCAACCAAUACGAAUCGAACAACAAAAACCACUCUUUUCAACGAUUAUAUCAUCCAUUGCCGAUGUGAAUCUGUUUUUGAUGAGACUUCAGUGGUACGAUGCUAUGCUUGUCAAUUAUGGCAACACACCGCAUGUGUUAAAAUCACCGAUACAUCUCGUCCAUACUUUUGUUUUGAAUGUCAUCCACUUUGUCAAACAAAUCCAUUGAAUUGUCUCAAAACAAAUGUACGUAUAACAGAAGCAACCAAUCCAGCAUUCUAUUCGACUAUAACACGUUCCGAUGGUUUGAUGAUUCGCGUUAACGACUCUUAUUUUGUUGCCAAACAAGGAGAAGAAAGCAAAGAUUCAACAUCGUAUGAGAUUCUUUGUAUCGAACGUCUUUGGUUUGAUGAGAAGAACGUUGCACGUGCAUCGGGCUUUUACUAUUUACGUCCGUAUGAAACAUUUCACGAAGUAAAUCGUAAAUUUUUCCCCAAUGAAGUAUUUCGUUUUCCAUCAACGACUGAUUCCAUCGAACUUACAUCGAUCAUUCGUCCGUGUUAUGUAUUAGAUCCGGGAACGUUCUGUAAAGGAAAACCUUUCUGUGAAUAUGGUAGUCGAAUUUUGUCUACAGAUCUAUUUAUUUGUGAAUAUCGUGUGGAUAAACUAGCACGGGCAUUUACACGCCUACCGAAAUCGAAACAUAUUGGGAUUAAUACCAAACCUUAUUGUUUCGAUAGUCACAUUGAAAAACUAUCGAUUAAACGAGAUUAUCAGCCGCAUCAGAAGGAAUACUAUGAACAACAACAAACACCUCAACGACGUUCAACUACGCACCCGUUGAAACUCACUAGUAAACAAUUCGAUGAAAAAUCUUCCCAUAUCGAUGGGAUUAUCGAACGAGUCUAUUGCCAUUAUCAUCAUCCAAAUUUGAUACCGACUGAAACUAAAAUCGCUCCCGACCAGUUCUUUCAACAACCGGUAACCGACGAACAAAGUCUAAGUCGUGGCAGUAAACGUCUACGUACUAAAAAUUCUACUCCAUCAGUGACAGUCAACAAAAAACGUCGAACACAUUCUUUCUCGUCGAACGACAAUCCAAUUGAAUCGACAUUCGAUUCUACAAUCUCAGCAUUACUUAACGAGUUAAUUCAGACAAUUUCAUCUCGCUUUGACUAG
This is a messenger RNA of Adineta ricciae, 3819 nucleotides long. The record is from the annotation of a GenBank genome assembly. Lineage: Eukaryota; Metazoa; Rotifera; Eurotatoria; Adinetida; Adinetidae.